UUAUUUGUGUAUACAGUUUGUUGGUUAUGAAUUCAAUGAUGGUUACCACUGUUUCAGUUGGUUUAUUAUUAAUUGUUUGAGGAAAUUUAUUGAAAUAUACGCCCUUCAGUUAUAGAAAUAAUUUGUUUAUAUUGUCAUAAGUGUUUUCAGUAAACAAUGUGUAGAAAAAAGAUUCUUUAUCUUAUCCUUUAUUAACUAUACUUAUUAGUUGUGGUUCCUUGAAAGAACAUAUGAUUGACACAUGUGUAACCUUAACAAAAUAGAAUCUUGAUGUAUUUUUGGUUCAAUCAUUCAAAAUUUUAAGUGCUUUUUAUCGAACAAUUGGAAUUUGCAUAUCAUAUAUAAUGGAUUUCAUUAAACAUUUACAUUGAAAAAUGCUAUUGGUGAAAAGAUAGCUAUGGGCAAGAAAUAUAUGGACCCGUGGUGUACUGGCGAGGUCUUCGAAUGGCUCUGUACCAUCAAGACAACAGAUAUAAAUUCAAAGUUGGGUUAUGGCACUUGGAUCUCAGACAUGGGGAUACUUACCGAAAAACCUUACAGUCUAUGUCAAUGGACGAGAAAUAUGUUGAAAAUAUCUGGGGUCUUCUGAAAAAUGCCAUACAAGAAAUCCAGAAAAAAAAUAAUUCAGGCUUGAGUUUUGAAGAACUUUACCGAAAUGCAUACACAAUGGUUUUGCAUAAACAUGGUGAACGCCUUUAUACUGGUUUGAAGGAAGUUGUGACUCAUCAUUUGGAAAGCAAGGUGAGGGAAGAUGUAUUGAAGUCUUUGAAUAAUAACUUCCUUCAAACUCUGAAUCAGGCAUGGAAUGAUCAUCAAACAUCUAUGGUGAUGAUAAGAGAUAUUUUAAUGUAUAUGGACAGAGUUUAUGUUCAGCAGAAUGAUGUGGAUAAUGUUUAUAAUUUAGGUCUCAUUGUCUUUAGAGAUCAGGUUGUGAGGUAUGGCUGUAUUCGGGAUCAUUUACGAGAAACACUUUUAGGUCUUGUAAUGCGAGAAAGAAAAGGAGAAGUUGUAGAUAGGAUGUCAAUAAAGAAUGCAUCACAGAUGCUCGUUAUACUAGGCAUUAACUCACGAUCUGUCUAUGAAGAAGAUUUUGAAAGACCUUUUCUUCACCAAUCUGCAGAAUUCUAUAAAAUGGAGAGCCAAAAGUUUUUGGCUGAAAAUUCUGCUUCUGUAUAUAUUAAAAAAGUUGAGGCAAGAAUUAAUGAGGAAGCUGAGAGAGCUAAACAUUACUUAGAUGAUUCAACUGAAGAAUAUAUUGUUGAAGUUGUUGAAACUGAAUUAAUCAAGAAACAUAUGAAAACUAUAGUUGAGAUGGAGAAUUCAGGAGUGGUGCACAUGCUAAUGCACCAAAAGACUGACGACUUAGCUUGUAUGUACAAACUUUUUUCUCGGGUGCCAGAUGGUCUUAAAACCAUUUCUGACUGUGUUUCACUUUACCUCAGGGAGCAGGGGAAGGCUCUUGUGGAAGAGCAAGAACCGUCCACUAAUGCAAUAACAUUUGUUCAGAACCUUUUAGAUUUGAAAGAUAAAUUAGAUCAUUUUCUUCACAAUUCUUUCAAUAAUGAUAAAAUUUUUAAACAUAUGAUUGCUGCUGAUUUUGAAUUUUUCUUAAAUCUUAAUCCUAAGUCUCCUGAGUACUUAUCGUUAUUUAUUGAUGAUAAACUGAAGAAAGGAGUUAAAGGAAUGACAGAACAGGAAAUAGAGGUAGUUUUAGAUAAGACAAUGGUCCUAUUCCGAUUCUUACAAGAGAAAGAUGUGUUUGAAAGGUAUUAUAAAAACCACCUGGCCAAACGUCUCCUUCUUAAUAAAUCUGUUUCAGAUGACAGUGAAAAAAAUAUGAUAUCAAAGUUAAAAACAGAAUGUGGUUGUCAGUUUACUUCUAAAUUGGAAGGUAUGUUCAAGGAUAUGACAGUUUCUAAUACAAUAAUGGAUGAGUUUAAAGAACACAUCACAUCUACAGGAGCUAAUCUGUAUGGAGUGGACCUGAGUGUCCGAGUGUUGACAACAGGUUUCUGGCCCACAAAUAGUGCCACACCCAACUGCACUAUACCUAUUGCUCCACGGAGUGCCUUCGAUGUGUUCAGGAGAUUUUAUUUAGGCAAACAUAGCGGAAGACAGUUAACAUUACAGCCACAGCUGGGCUCAGCUGACUUGAAUGCUGUUUUCUACGGUUCUCGUCGGGAGGACGAAGAAGGAGGAAAAGAUGGUGCAUCUUCUUCUGUAUCCGUUGCCUCUGGCGCUCCAAGGAAGCAUAUUAUUCAAGUGUCCACCUAUCAAAUGUGUGUCCUAAUGUUAUUUAAUAAAAGAGAAAAAUUAACGUAUGAAGAAAUACAAAAUGAGACUGACAUCCCAGAGAAGGAUUUGAUUAGAGCUCUUCAGUCAUUGGCUAUGGGUAAAGCUUCUCAACGGAUACUUAUCAAGUCCCCCAAAACUAAAGAAAUUGAACCUCCACAUCUGUUCUACAUCAAUGAUUCAUUUACUUCUAAACUGCACAGGGUCAAAAUACAAACUGUGGCUGCAAAGGGUGAAUCUGAACCAGAACGGAGAGAUACAAGAAGCAAAGUAGAUGAAGAUAGGAAACAUGAAAUAGAAGCAGCUAUUGUGAGGAUAAUGAAAGCUAGGAGACACAUGGCUCAUAAUGUUCUCGUGUCAGAGGUAACUGAACAACUUAAAAUAAGGUUCCUUCCAUCACCUGUUGUAAUUAAGAAGAGGAUAGAAAAUCUCAUUGAUAGGGAAUAUUUGGCACGAACAUCCGAAGACAGGAAAAUGUACACAUACGUUGCUUGAAGUCAGGCACAAUUAACAGUGAAACUUUGUGUGCAAUCAAUUUCCUACUCAGCACUAAUCAAUGCUCCUCCCUCCUGGGAAGUAGCAUUUCAUUUGUCAGUCAACUAAAUAAAAGGAAAUUUUCUCUGCUAUACUGUUUCUAUAUAGUUGUUUGUUGCGUAUCACGUUUUUGGGCCGGGCGUGACUGCGCUGACUGUGAUAACAGACUGAUAACGCGGAAUACCCUCCGCAGCUGUGCCCAGAUAUUUCUCUCUUUUUUCCUGCCUUUUCUAUCGAAAGACUUUUUUUAUCCCUGUACAUGCCAUGAAGUGCGUCGGCUUUCAGUUUCUUUUACUUUUGUCCUAGCUCCGAAUACCAAAACAAGCAAUUAAAAGAAAUAUAAAACUAUUAGGAAUAUAUAUUAUAUAUAUGAAUAUAAAUAAAGUUUGUACAGAUUAUAUUUAUGAUUAUAUUAUUACUGAUAAUCUUUAUUGUGCACUGUUGUCUGAAAGUGUUAUUUAUAAGUGAGUUGACUCAAUUAUAAAUCACAUCUUUGUCUUUAUUAUUUUUAUUACAAAAUAUAACGCUGUGAAUUUUUUCUUAUUUAUUAGGAGCCAAUUCCAGAUUGUUCUAACUAAAGAUCAUUUCCUUUCAAUAGAAGAUAUUUAUAGAUAUUUAUUUAUAAUAAAUCAUUGUACAUCAAAAUGACUGUAAAUAAAUUAUUUCUUGGUUUUAUAUGUCAUUU
Molecule: messenger RNA, 3511 nt
Organism: Nezara viridula (southern green stink bug)
Lineage: Eukaryota; Metazoa; Arthropoda; Insecta; Hemiptera; Pentatomidae
Source: the annotation of a GenBank genome assembly